GCUAAACUUUACAUUCUCAUAUUACUUAGUCGUGGGCAGCUUUCAGUGUUCUGAUUGGUGCCCUUGCUCUGUUCUGUUCAGCUCCGUCUGACGAUCCCAUCCUUUCUUGCUUCAUAGUUGGCUAGCACUUCCAUUUGUUGGAGACGUGGGCAUAUAUGGUUUGUCCCCUCCCUUCGACAUAUUAUACUACGUUUGAUAUAUACAUCUCAAUUUUGAAACGCCUCGGCCAAGAAUCCAAAAAGAUGGCCCCAUCAACGCGCGCCUCGCCCCUGCUCGACACAGUCCUAGUCACCGGCGGAUGUGGAUUUCUAGGGUUCUAUCUUGUCCGCGACCUGCUACAGGAUCCAGAGUGCGGUCCUGUCUACGUUUUGGAUCGUGACAUCGAGUCUAAUCGUCAUGACGGAGCGACCUACAUUCAGGGUAGCAUCACAGAUGCGACCAAAGUGGACUCAUUAUUCCAAGAAAUCAAGCCCCGUGUCAUUUUUCAUACUGCCAGCCCCAAUCCGAGUUUUCCUACGGGCGGGAAAGUAGACCAAUACGAAACGAACGUUAAAGGUACAGAAAUCUUACUCACCAGCGGAUCUGAAUGCUCGUCGGUGAGAGCUUUUGUCUUCAGCUCGACAGUAGAUGCCUACGCCGAUUCCCCGCAUUUCAACGUUGAUGAGAGCCAAAAGCUCUGGAAUCCAUCAUCCAAGACCUGGGAAUAUGGUCGCACCAAAGCCAUGGCUGAUAAAAUUGUCGGCGCUGCCAACGCCCCAAGUCUCCCAACUGUCCGCCUCGUCAUGGCACAUUCAUACGGCGUUAGGGAUAGUCAAACCAUCCCUGGUACUCUCAAUGCAUGCCCAGGAAAUCAGAAGCCUUUCCAGAUCGGAGACGGCAAAAAUCUCGUUGAAAUUUUGUGGAUCGAGAACGCGGCGACGGCCCAUAUUCUCGCUGCCAAAGCUCUCUUGAACCCCAGUCGUGCCUCUGGAAAGGUCGACGGAGAAGCUUUCAUCAUCUCAGAUGGAGUAGCAAUACCAUUCUGGUACCACGCACGCUUAAUCUGGACCAUCGCUCGUGGCCGGCAUCGGGAUGACCUCGUGGAUGUUACCAUCUUGCCAAAGUGGACUGCACUUGUCACCGCUUUCAUUGUGGGGUGGAUAUACUGGAUCUUUACGCUUGGGAGUAAGGAACCACCAGUGUCUGUCAGCAAAACUUCAAUGACAUAUUGUGUUAAUACACAUACAUAUAACACUCAAAAAGCACGACAGCGCCUUCAUUUCAAUCCCAUUGCAGAUCAUGACUCCAUCAUCAAAGAGGCGGUGGAGUGGGAGCUCGAAAAGCGGAGGCUGCUGACGUCGAAGAAGUAGGGAAGGCAGGAAGGUCCUUAAGUGCAAUCAAGCCUGGUAAUCCAGGAAUGCAUCAUUCAAAUUGCGG
Molecule: messenger RNA, 1416 nt
Organism: Hyaloscypha bicolor E
Lineage: Eukaryota; Fungi; Ascomycota; Leotiomycetes; Helotiales; Hyaloscyphaceae
Product: NAD(P)-binding protein
Exons: 2
Coding region: 243-1349 (368 amino acids)
Biological process (GO): steroid biosynthetic process
Molecular function (GO): 3-beta-hydroxy-Delta5-steroid dehydrogenase (NAD+) activity
Source: RefSeq, a predicted model, not a curated record